UAGUGAAUUCUCCCAAAUGGUCUUUUAAGAUUUUGCAAGCAAUGUCCUCGUUGCUAGUAGCACCUGAUUCUGUUUAAUCAAUUCUUUAAUUCACCGAAUCUUAGUGUCUAGAAAAUAAUUGAAAAUCAGUGAAUGAAUGCUCCUUUGCUUCCUCCGCACCCAUCCCUUUCUUUUGGCUGUUCCUGAUUGAUGAUGCUAUUUACCAAACUGACCUACCAAGCAAAGUAAACAAACACAUGCUUCUCCUGUUUAAUUGUGCUGCGUCCCAUGAAUACCAUGUUGCUUGCAUGCCACCCUUCUGCUAUGAGCUUUUAAGUUUCCGUUUUUCUCACUGCCCCGUCUCGCUAUGAGUGUCCACCACUUCGACCGUUAAAGCCACACCCACAAGACUCUAACUUUUGAACUUUUGUUUGUUAAUGUCUUCCCCUAAGACCUCAUCACAGCAUGAAGCCGAAGCCAUGCCAGUUUUUGAAGCUAUUAGGAGGGCUAAACGCUUGAGGUUGUUUGAGCCGUCUCUGGGUGUUCUUGGGUUUGUUGUUGUUACUGUCUUUGUGAUUUGCUGCUUCUUCUAUUCGGAUAACAGAUACUUUGCUUCAAGAUUUGGGUUCUUGGAGCAACCCAAUGGGUUUGCUUGUUUGCGGAUAAAGGGGUCUACUGAGCCACGCAGAGUUGAGUUUCUUGGAGAAAAGGGUGGUGGGUGUGAUUUGUUUGAUGGGAAAUGGGUUUGGGAUGAGAGCUACCCCUUAUACCAAUCAAAAGAUUGCAGCUUUCUGGAUGAAGGUUUUCGAUGUUCUGAGAAUGGACGGCGUGAUUUGUUUUACACCAAGUGGAGGUGGCAGCCCAAAGGUUGCAACUUGCCGAGAUUCAAUGCAACAAUGAUGUUGGAAAAACUGCGAAACAAACGCAUAGUGUUUGCGGGGGACUCAAUUGGGAGAAACCAAUGGGAGUCACUCUUAUGCAUGCUCUCUUCAGGGGUUCCUAACAAGGAAUCAAUCUAUGAAGUGAAUGGCAGCCCAAUUACAAAGCACAAGGGGUUCUUGGUGUUCAAAUUCAAGGAUUUUAACUGUACAGUGGAAUACUACAGAGCUCCAUUUCUUGUAUUGCAGAGCCGGCCUCCUACUGGAGCUCCUGAAAAUAUUAGGACAACUCUGAAAGUGGAUAAAAUGGAUUGGAACUCUGGCAAGUGGAGAGAUGCUGAUAUCCUGGUUCUUAACACAGGCCACUGGUGGAAUUAUGAAAAAACAAUAAGAGGGGGUUGUUAUUUCCAAGAAGGCAUGGAAGUUAAGUUGGAAAUGCAAGUAGAAGAUGCAUACAAGCAGUCCAUUCAGACAGUGUUGAACUGGAUACAAGAAACAGUAAAUCCUAGCAAGACACGGGUUUUCUUUCGUACUCUAGCCCCAGUGCACUUCAGAGGCGGGGAUUGGAGAAACGGUGGAAACUGUCAUUUAGAAUCACUACCUGAGGUUGGCUCUUCAUUGGUGCCUAAUGACAACUGGUCGCAAUUCAAAAUAACCAAUGCUGUCUUAUCUGCACACACAAAUAUUUCUGAAACUAAGAAGUUCAUGGUAUUGAAUGUAACACAGAUGACAGCUCAUAGAAAAGAUGGACAUUCAUCAAUCUAUUAUCUGGGACGUAUUGUGGGUCCUGUGAUGCCUCAUCGUCGCCAAGAUUGCAGCCAUUGGUGUCUGCCUGGUGUACCUGACACGUGGAAUGAGCUGCUUUAUGCUCUGUGGCUUAAAUAUGAAGCUGUUCGAGACAUUAACGUGUGAUUACUCUGAAAAUCAUUUUAAUUGUGCUGCAUGGAUUCAUGAAGCUUCUUAUACCAAUUCUUUCCUAGAAAAUUGUUGCGGAGAACAAGAGGAGAUAUUUUACAUCAGAGAUAUGCAGUGGGGGACUAAGUUGUCAGAUUUUAUUGCUGCGAAUGGACCACUCAGAAUUGUGUGACUUAUUCAGAAGAAGCUCAACGUUCUGGGGACAUGGACAUCGGUUUUGCAAUACAAAUGCUGCUGGCGGCAAGAAACCAUUAGUUUCUCACUUUUGGUUAUCUUGUGACUUAGAUGAGGGAAGAAACAACUGUAAUUAUCGAAUUCUUUUGUAAGGUACCACGAACACAGUUUUGAUUCAAAGUGAAAGAUUAUUUAAGGAAAAUGCUAAGUGCAAUUUUGUU
Messenger RNA from Cajanus cajan (pigeon pea), 2167 nucleotides. RefSeq names its product TRICHOME BIREFRINGENCE-LIKE 11 (gene TBL11). Gene Ontology annotation, molecular function: O-acetyltransferase activity. The record is from RefSeq and is a predicted model, not a curated record. Gene Ontology annotation, cellular component: Golgi apparatus. Lineage: Eukaryota; Viridiplantae; Streptophyta; Magnoliopsida; Fabales; Fabaceae.